AUGGGGAGACCCAAGAAGGAAGUUAGCCAGGAAAAUUUUGAAAGAUUUCAAAAAGAACUAGAAUUAGCAGGUAACCAAGUUGAUAUAUUACUAAAAGACAAGAAAGGAAGGUCGAAGUCAUGUUUAUUUUGUAGAAGAAGGAAACAGCGUUGUGAUCAUAAAUUACCUAGUUGUACUGCUUGUUUGAAGGCAGGUGUUAGAUGUAUUCAACCAGCUCGUUACACUCAUGUUAAUAAAAGUGAACCUAUUCAAGAAGAGCCUGAACUUUCAUCUAAACCUUCACCAACGACAUCAACUAAUUCUGUACCAGAGACCACAGCUGAUGUUGUCUCUACAAGUCCAAGCUCAGUUCUAGGAACUGAUGUUGAUAAUGCAAACAAACAAGUAUUGGGAGAUGAUAAGAAAACGAAAAAAGGUAAAACAGGAAUACAAUCGAGAAAACGUCGUAGUUAUAAUGUAGCAGGUCUUAGUGAAGAGUAUAGUUCCUUACUAGAAAAGAAAUUGAAAUAUUUGGAGGCUUUAAUUGAGCUGCAACCCGGUAGUGCAGCAUAUAAUUCCAAGAUUGGUCGUUAUAAAAAAAUCUGUCAUUUAUUAGGCGAAGUGGGGGACCUAGAAUCACUUGUCACUGAGGGUAGUGCUUCUACAACUCCAAGUCCUGCAUUACCUAGUCCUUAUAUUUCUCAUACCCCAAGUUCUAGUGGAAUUCUUUCUGCUUUCAAUCCUCAAAUUCCAAAUCAACAAAAACUUCAUAGUUUUCAAACUAGAUAUCCCCAACAGACUCCAAUAUACACACCAAAUCCGGAUGAUUCAGAAGCGUCGCAUAUACUUAGGGAUAUACCAGCAUUAACUUCUGAUUCAGUCGACUCUAUUGAUUUUUCAAAGUGUAUCUUUGCCAAAUAUAGUUUAAAGCAAUUUUUACUAUAUGAUCCUGUAUUUGAAUUUGAUGAGAAAUUGUCAAGAUUGUUUUUGGAUACAUACUUCACCAGGUUACAGUUUAAAUACCCACUUUUAGAUGAGCAGGAAAUUUACAAUUUCCAUCAUUGUUAUAUUCGUAAUAAAAUUCAUUCAUAUUCUGAGACUGAAUUCCAUUUUGCAUGUGGACGGAUGUGGUUAGUAUUUAGCAUAAGUGCAUGUUUAUAUAUGACAUCAGGAAAAAAAAUAGGUUUAGCUCCUGUACGUUAUUUCUCUACAGCAAUACGUCACAUUACAAGAUGUGGUCAAAAUUUGACAUAUCUACAACAAGUUGAAUUAUUGACGUUAUUAGUUCUUUAUGUAUUGAGAACAGAUAGAGAUUCUUCUGUUUUGUACGAAAUCAUCAAGGAUGUGAUGUCUAUUUGUAAAAACAAAUUGCAUAUGAAUAAGUUCAGUCCACAGGAUCUUGAACAAAAGAAGAAAUUGAGAUUAUUUUGGUCAGUUUAUCUUCUUGAAAGGAUGAUCUGUAUAUCAGUAUGGAAACCUUAUACGAUUUCUGAGAGUGAAAUUGAUCUGCCACUGUUAAGUGAAGAUUGUUUCAUUUUUGGUCAAAAUCUUGUAGAAAGAGGUAGGCACUCUCACAAUGUGUAUUUUUUUAAUCAAUCUCUACAACUAAGGAGAAUUGAGUCUCAUUUUGUGGAAACAUUGCAAAUUUUACCUCAAGUACAUACAAACAAAGAAACUUUGAAGCAUCAGCUACCUCUAGUUAAGAGAUUUUUCCAUGAUUUAGAGGUAUGGCGAUCUGGUUGUUCUAGGUCUAAUUUCAGAAAUUAUGAAAUUGAAACAUUAAAACUUUACUAUUAUCGUUCAGUCAGGUUAUUAAUCCAGCCAUAUUUGGAAGUAUUGGCUCCAGAAAACAGGUUAUUCAGAGAAUGUCAGGCUGCAGCUGGUCAGAUUUGCCAACUUUACAAGAUAUUCCAUCAAAAAACAGUUCAUGGGCAUACAACACCAGCGGUACAUAUAGUAUUUGUGGCUGGUGUGACUCUAAUCUAUUGUAUGUGGUUAACAAGGAACUAUGAUGAUCAACGCAGAAAAACACUUGGAGAUGAGUCUAAGCAUACCAGACCUCAUGUUAGUGCCAGUUUAUUUAGUACUAUGGAUGAUUUAAGGGCCUGUUCUGUCUGCUUAUAUGCGAUGACGGAGAGAUCUGACUUCGCAAGAAUAUUUAGAGAUACAUUUGAUCAACUAAUGAAUGCAACAAUAGGUAAUUUGAUAGAACGUUGUGGCCCAGAUUCUUCAGAAUUGAUCUACAUUUCGUCUGGUAAAAACGAUGUGGUGAUAAAGGAGGAAAAUAGCCAUUCCUCUAAGUUAAGCUAUGGUGAAAUUGAUAACGACGGUAUGCCUCCAGCAGUUAAUAGAAUAUUCGGUAAAAGACAAGGUCAAGAAUAUGUUGGAUUUGUUGAGAAUUCUCAGGUUGAUAGAGAAGAGACAAAAGAUUUUAAAAGAAGGAAGAAGGUUUUGGAGAAUACUUCACUUCCGAGGGGCUUAUCGCAUUUGUUAAUUAAUACUGCAACUGAUAAGGGUGAUGAUAAUUCAGAAAAUGAUUCUACAGAUAAGAGUUCCACAACUAAUGAUGAUGAAAUACAUAGUACAGUCAAUACAGAAAUGGACAAAAGAAGAAUUAAUGAAAUUAUGACAGAUCGUGAGAUUGAAGUGAUGAAAAAUCAAUACAUUAUCAAAAAACCAGAUAAUUACAAAGAUUUCGAUUGGAAACCAUUUGAACAACAAGCUUACUUGCAACAGCAUGUAGCACGUCAAAAUCUACAAGCAUACCUUUCAUCUUUGAAUUCAUCCCAAGUAGGUGACUUGACUCCUACUGGAAAUUACAAAAACAUGAAUUACUUAUCAAAUAAUUUCAAAAGGGAUGCCAAUUUUGUAAACAAGCCUAAGGGUUCCGUUGCUUCGGCUCCAGAACUAUUUAACUCAAAUCAAUCCAUAAAGAGGGAACCUGAUAUUAUGUUUAAUAAUAUGAUGGGGUCAGGUCACCCAGCAAAUCCUGAUAUCCAAAAUAUGAACAUUCCAACUCCUAAUAUUCCAAAUAAUUCAGCUACCACUAUUUCAAAUAAUCCAGGCACUCCAAAUGAAGUCCAUUCGUCUGCUCAAAAUCAUGUUCAAAUCUCACAACCUAUGUCUAUUGACAAUAGCCAUCCAAUCCCAGUUCCUCCCGAUGCAAACUUUGGAAGCAUUUUAUUUAGUAAUGGUGCACAUGAUAUGAUUAACAAUAUUUCAACAUGGACUACUGAUUACAUAUCUGCUCUUUCAACGAUGAACUCCACUGAGAAUGACUUAUUUGCACAGGCUAAUACUGUCUUACAGGGUGAUGUGGAUCUCUUAUCCGAAAUCCAACCAUUAGUCGAUUAUAACAAUUCUACAGUUGGCCUACACAUGAAGCAGAAUUCACAAACACAACUAAACAAUGGGCAGUUCCCAUCAGGAUUUGGACAAAACAUUGUUAGUAGGAAUAGACUUCCAUCAACUUCACGUUCGAGUUGGAACCCUCAACAAAACAUCACCACAAAUGAUGAGUUUUGGAAGGGAAAUUCCGAAUCAAAUUAUUUACGUUAG
Molecule: messenger RNA, 3537 nt
Organism: Vanderwaltozyma polyspora DSM 70294
Lineage: Eukaryota; Fungi; Ascomycota; Saccharomycetes; Saccharomycetales; Saccharomycetaceae
Exons: 1
Coding region: 1-3537 (1178 amino acids)
Biological process (GO): DNA-templated transcription; positive regulation of transcription by RNA polymerase II
Molecular function (GO): zinc ion binding; sequence-specific DNA binding; DNA-binding transcription factor activity, RNA polymerase II-specific
Source: RefSeq, a predicted model, not a curated record